AGUGGAUCUGGAAUUGGUUCCCCUGAUCAGAUUCUGCCCACGGCCCGUUCGGGUUUGGACCGCCUCUGAGGUGCAGCCUGUUUUUCCUGGGACGUGGGAGCCUUGUGUCUGGGAGCCUCCACUCUGGGAUCCCAUUCACACCAGGCUCUGGCUCGGCGUUCAGCUUUUAUUUAAAUCUCUUGAACGCAGCCCCGCAGCUUUUCUCUGCUGGCAAAGGCCAGUGCGCAUGCGCCCUGCUGACACUCCAGUAAUCCGUGGAGGAGAUUGCAUCCGAGUCCACUGCGCUCAGGCUGCUACCAGUGAGGGAGAAUUAAAAAUGAUGGAGGAGACGUGGAAUUGGAGAAAGGCAGGCUGAGAUGUUCGGACGUGGUUCUGGGACGGAUCGGGAUGUCGCGAUGAGCAACCGGGACGGGAACGAGGAUGAAUCCGAAUCCAAGACAGCGAGGCUCGGCUUGCGAAUAUGAGAAACCCGCAGACAGGAAUGAAGCCGGCAGAAGAUAAGAGGUUUUCUCUGGGAUCUGUAUAUCUGUGGUACGUGGACGCAGGCGCAGAAGGGGAGACCAGCAGCGCUGCUGUUCAUUAUAAGGCUAAAGUGGACCGGCGCGCUGCUUUCCUGACCACCUAAUUACUGCUCGAUACUUUGUCUCCUGCCCCAUCAUCCCUCGGUCCAAAUGCACACUGUGAAGUUUGUCCUCCGUGUCAGUUUCGCCGUCAAGACGCGCGGCUCGUAGAGACUCGCAAUGACGGGCAGACGCGUCCAGAUCAACCCGAGCCAGCUUGCAGGAACUGGACCGGCCGCGCUCCUGGCUGCGGGAUCAGACAGAAAUUAAGCUGCGGCUCUCAGACAGGAAGACCAGGAUCAAAUCCCCGCUGUUGAGCUGGCAGAGGACCGCAGCGUGACACCCAGCACCCACUCCAGCCCAACCUCUCGGGAAAUCUGUUGGAUAACUCUUGAGGUGUAAAGAACUUUUUGAUUUAUUUUAACCCAAGAAGGAAUCCCCUCUUUACAUAUUUGUGAUAUGACAUGUUCACCUUCAGAGAGACGCAGCUGAUAUGUUGCUUUUAAAUCUCCACAGCAGCUGUUCCUCUGAAAGGGGAAACCUGGAGAUUUGCAUACUUGUUGUUUUGCCAAAACUCCUCCCUUGAAAUCCAGUGCAUUAAUUUCCUCCAGCUUCCCUGUUGUAAAUAAUUCUUCAGGCUACUUUCACUUCCAACUUUCAAUUUCUUGACAUGUAUGUCGUGUUAAAACUCAACAAACAGAUUUGCGUACCUACGUAUUUCAGGUGUUUAACGCUGAUUUUCUGAGCAUGUCUAAUAGAGAGGACAGGAAGCGCUUCCAAGGACUUUUCAUAUGCUAUGCACAAGAUUUGCUGCAGAAUGUCGCAAGCCUAGAAAAUGCAAGGAGAGAAUUGCAAGGCUUUGCAUCAGAAAAACUACAUUUCGACCUCUGGAAUCAGUAAAAAUGCUCCCACUAUUCAGAACUUUUCGCAUGAACUCUGGGAAACGCAGCCGACUUUGGAUCGUCUACCUGCAGAUCACCAACAUUUGUGAGCAGCCCGUCUGUACCUGAGCCGAGGAGGAGGUCUGUGCUGUUCUUGAGGACCUCGGUGUGCUGCACCUGCUUCAGAUCUGGAUCCCUCAACUUCUGUGCUGCAGGGAAAACAGAAGCGAACAGGUAUCAGGAAGAAAGCAGGGUCUAUUUGACCUAAAUCUGUGGAGAUGGGGAGCUCGGCCUCGUCUCUCGCUGCAGAGACCGAGUCGGACCAUGGCUUUGGCAGCACCUCCUACCCGUCGUCGCCCCCUGUGGGCUGGCUCAGAAACAGCCACAGCAGUCCUGUGUGGGGAACCACCUUCAUCACACGGCAGCACCAGCAGCCUGUGCCGCACCGGGAGCGCAGCCAUUCCCACUCUCCUGGUUCUAUGGCUGCAGCAGUGCGAAGCAGCGAGUGGUCAUGUGGACGCUGCACCUUCCUGAACGCAGGCGCGGCGCCCCGCUGCUCCAUCUGCGAGGCGCCGCGCCAGAAACCCGAUCUGAACCAAAUCCUGCGGCUGAGCAGCACUGAGGAGCAACGCUGGGCCUGCCCACGCUGUACGCUCAACAACCCACAGGGAUCUGGAGCCUGCUCGGUCUGUGGCUUCGGCCCAUCGUCCGCCACCAACACCCCACCUACCACAACCAUAGCCGUCACUGCCAAUGGCCUCCCAUCUGCUCCAACUGAGCCCUCGACACCCACAGUCACCCCCACGGUACUACUUGAGCCCAAUGGACAGCAUCCGGUCAAAGAGGACGCGUUGCGCCGCUCGGAGAGUAAUGGAGAAGUGAGUGGCCAUGAAGGGCAGAACCCUGGUUGGGCUUGUGCCCGGUGUACGCUCCACAACACCCCAGUGGCUCUAUCAUGCUCAGCCUGCGGCGGACCCAGAAAACUGUCUCUGCCUAAAAUCCCCCCAGAGGCACUGGUAGUACCGGAGGUGCGUACGCCUGUCGUCGGGUUUCCCGUUCACCCAGCACCGUCAGCACCCUUAGUCAUCGACCUCACAGAGGAGUCCAACACCCCCACUCCGCCUGAUACUCAAGAAUCUCCCCAGGUUUCGUCACAGGGUCUCUCUUCGCCUUAUCCAACAUUCCCGUCCCUCCAGAACAACCCCGUGCCCCGCAGCCGGAGAGAGGUCCCCCCACCAGUCCGCCCGCAAAGCCAAGGCACCAACAGUCCCAGCCCCACCUCCCCGUCUACGGCCGUCGUGCCCCCGCAGCUGGGCCCGCAGCGGCCAGCCAAGCCCAAACACGCACAACCCCAAGAAGUUUCGUACCCCAGCAAGCGCCUCAGCAUCUUGGAAGAAGAAGACCCUCAGCACCACCCGCUGACUCCGGCUAACCCCACCUGGAAGUGCCCCAGCUGCUCUUUGCCCAAUGCUGUUAGCUCAGCCAAGUGUGAGGGCUGCCGAUCGUCAAGGGCUGGCGCUGACCUCAUCGACCUGGUAGGUUGUGAAACGGUACGAUUUACCCCAGCUAGUCCAUCCAGUCCGGACUUUAGCACCUGGGCGUGCUCCAAGUGCACCCUGCGGAACCCCACCGGCACACCCAAGUGCUCAGCUUGUGGUUCUUCCAAACUGCACGGCUUUCAGGAGCAGCAGACCUCUCGCUGUUGUUCACACUGCGGCUCCACUUCGUGCUCUUGUCCACCCUCCUCCACCCCGUCGGGUCAUAAAGCACGAAAACAGGCCCGGGUCUUCCCUUCCGCUGCCGGCGCUUCCUCCGGUUCGUCGGCCUCCGCCUCGUCUGGCCUCCAGGAGAAAGCAGGACAGUGGAGCUGCCCUGCAUGCACGCUUCUCAACGACGUCAAGGCCAAGAACUGUGCAGCGUGCCACACAGCGCAGCAGUACCUCACCCUGCGCAAGGUGGUGAAGCCCCUGAAGAGGAGGGAGAGCAUGCAUGUGGAGGCUCGCCGACGGAACGAUGAGGGAGAAGCCAAGGAGCUGUGGGAGAACAUCGUCAGCUUCUGCAGAGAGAACUCUGUGAACUUCGUGGACGACAGUUUCCCCCCAGGCCCUCGCUCCGUGGGCUUCCCCGACGGCGACAGCGUCCAGCAGCGGAUCAAAAAGUGGCUGCGUCCCCACGAGAUCAACUGCAGCAACUUUAAAGACAGAGGUGUCAAAUGGUCCGUCUUCCGCACGCCGCGGCCCUCCGACAUCCUCCAAGGGCUCCUCGGAAACUGCUGGUUCCUGAGCGCGUUGGCAGUGCUGGCGGAGCGGCCGGAGCUGGUGGAGAGAGUCAUGAUCACCAGAACCAUCUGCCCAGAGGGCGCCUACCAGGUCCGGCUCUGCAAAGACGGGACAUGGACCACGGUGCUGGUGGACGACAUGCUGCCCUGCGACGACUACGGAUACCUCCUCUUUUCACAGGCACAAAGGAAGCAGCUCUGGGUGGCUCUGAUCGAGAAGGCCCUGGCCAAACUCCACGGGUCCUACUUCGCCCUGCAGGCAGGGCGCGCCAUCGAGGGCCUGGCCACUCUGACCGGGGCGCCCUGCGACUCCCUCAUGCUCCAGGUCAGCUCCACUAAUCCCCGAGAGGAACCCAUCGACACCGACCUGAUCUGGGCCAAGAUGCUGAGCUCCAAGGAGGCUGGGUUUCUAAUGGGAGCUUCUUGUGGAGGCGGGAACAUGAAGGUGGACGACGCCAUUUAUGAGUCCUUGGGUCUGAGGCCCAGACACGCCUACUCCAUUCUGGAUGUUCGCGAUGUUCAGGGCUACAGGUUGCUGCGGUUGCGUAACCCUUGGGGUCGCUUCUCCUGGAACGGCAGCUGGUCGGACGAGUGGCCGGACUGGCCUCAGCACCUCCGGCACGAGCUGAUGGCUCAUGGCAGCAGCGAGGGCGUCUUCUGGAUGGAGUACACCGACUUCAUAAAAUACUUUGACUCAGUCGACAUCUGUAAGAUCCACUCAGACUGGCAGGAAGUGCGUCUCCAGGGUUGCUUCCCCAGCAAAGCCAGUGGCCCGGUCACCGUCACCGCCCUCACCGUGUUGGAGCGCACCGCUCUGGAGUUCGCUCUCUUCCAGGAGGGAAGCAGGCGCUCGGACACGGCCGACAGCCACCUGCUGGACCUCUGCAUCAUGGUGUUCCGCGCUUCGUUCGGCAGCGGCAACAAGCUGACCCUGGGCCGUCUGUUGGCCCACAGCAAGCGGGCCGUCAAGAAGUUCGUGGGCUGCGACGUGAUGCUGGAGCCGGGGGAGUACGCGGUCGUCUGCUGCGCCUUCAACCACUGGCAGAUGAACGUGAGCGGGACGGGAGCUCCGCCCACGCCCAUCUCCAGUCCCACCAGUGCGGCGGCCCGCCGGCCCAGCCAUGACUUUCCCGGCUACAUCCUGGCCAUCUACAGCUCUCGCCAGGUGAUGGUGGAGCAGGUGGAGGCCACACCCACCACACUGGCCGACGCCAUCAUCCUGCUCACGGAGAACAAAGGAGAACGACACGAGGGUCGUGAGGGUAUGACCUGCUACUACCUGACCCAUGGAUGGGCGGGGCUUAUCGUGGUGGUGGAGAACCGCCACCCCAAGUACUACCUCCACGUUUCCUGUGACUGCACCGACAGCUUCAAUGUGGUUUCCACGCGCGGCAGCCUCAAGACCAUCGACAGCGUUCCACCUUUACACAGGCAGGUGCUGGUGGUACUCUCCCAGUUGGAGGGAAAUGCAGGUUUCUCCAUUACCCAUCGCCUCGCCCACCGGAAGGCGGCGCAGGCUUCCCUGGGCGACUGGACUCCCACCAAGGCCACCCACAGCCCCCACCUCACCCCUGACAUUGAUGGGCUGCACAGGCCCAGGCCUCUAUGACCCCUGCCCUCUUCACCCCCCACCCAUAGACUGUAACCCAACAACCUGUCGGACCACUGAAAAAAUCAAGCAAUGGUAGAAAAGAGCUGUGGGGAGCCAUGAGUUGCAGAGGAAGGCGAGUUUUCUGGUUUUGGAAGUGCAUAUGAAUGUGAAGUCUACAGAGCGUUUACUGGAUCUCCAGAUUUUUUAUUUUUCUUUAGCCAUGUGGAAGUGCCAUUUCAGGAUGAGAAGAGGGGAAAUGGGCCUCGACAGAAUCCAGACCGAGACACUAUGGGAAGCUAGCUUCAAGCUAAACUACUGAGCCAUGGCCCCGCCCACACUCAGUCACUCACUUCCUCCACAUGUCGUCCUCAACAGGAUGCUCACCAGUCCUCAGUGUGGUACAUUAUGAGCCAAACCAGCUGGGUUUACAGCGUAAUUAAUGUUUCUUUUAUAUUUAGUCUUACUUGUUUUGUAGCCUGACCUUCACCACUUUUUCCAUUAAGCUUGCAGAUGAAGCCAUUACUCACCCAGUGCAGUCUGUCCCCACUCAGAGUAGCUCAGGACCAAACUUUUUUUCUGUCAUCAUGUAAAUGUUUUGUAGCAGGCUGUCAGAAAGCUGGAUUUAGUGUCCAUCUUUUUUCUCUGCUGUGAUUCUGGGACCUUCCGUCUUUUAAAAAUGCUGAAUCAGGAAGAUGAAAUCUCUGCUUGGAUUAGACAACACACUGUAAGACCUGUCCUUUCUGAUAGAUUAUCUUCUUGAAAGGAAUAGUUCAGUGAUUUUAAAGUGGGAUUUUUGAUAUCUCUUGGUGUUUCCCUGGAUCUGCAUGGUAAAUCUGAUGGCUAAAAUCCAAAAUGGACGUCAGCCAUUAUAAAGCUCUGCAGGUUUUCAAAAACGCCUCAUAAAAGUUGUUUUUUACACCUUUAAAUCCUCAUUGCUGCACAGAAACUGCACAGGAAAUUGAUGUUGGAGGUGUUGCGUCACCAACAGUCUUCCUGUGUGAAACUCAUUCUGAGAACCAAAAGUGAAGCAAAUGAAUCAAAUAGCUUUAACAUCGAGAAAAGCUCAGAUCAGAAUUCAUUGUUGAAUCUUUGCACUGCAAAAACACAAAAUCUCACUAACUAUUUUUGUCUAGUUUCUAGUGCAAUUAUCUUAGUACACUUGUAAUUGAUUCUAAAUGCUUAAAUUUGGCUAAAAUUAUAGUUUAAAUUUUUUAGUGAAGAAAAAGCCAAGCAGCUAAGCUAAAAGCUGGUAAUUACCAAUGAAAUUUGAUACAAUAUGGAACCUUUUGAAAUAGUUUUACAUAGAUGUGUUUACACUGUCUUUUCCUCAUCAGUCACAAAACUUAAACAGAACCUCUCGAAUAGAAAAAUUGGUUUCUGAAUUAAAAAUUGUUUCUGAAUCAAAUUGUGACCCUAAAAUUGGAAUCACAUGAAAUUGCUAGCACUGAAAGAUUUGCAUCUUAUUCCCAGCCUGUUUCUCUCAGGAAGAUUGUUGGUGACGCACUGCCUCCAGCUUCUAUUUCCUGUGUAAAUCAUUGCAGAUGUGAAAGCAACUAAAGGUUCAUAAAAUAUGAACCAUCUUAGCAUCAUAAAAUGCUAUGAUGUUCUGGAUUUGGGUGUGUGACAUAGUAGAAGUCUCCUUUGGCCUUUGUUAGCCUCAGAUGUUUAUGCUAAAUGAAGAAGCCAUGAAUUAUGUCUGCAGGUGGAAAAUCCUGGACUAUCCCUUUAAGAGAACCAUAUAUAUCUUUGCUUACAAACUUCUUGUUUACGAGGUAACGUCUCGUUUUAACAUCAUGUUGCACUCAAGGUGAAGGUCAGCUUUUAUCCAUUGUUUGUCAACAUGUCACUUUAAGUUUUAGUGUAGCUUUAGAGCACUAAGGAGCUCCACCUGCUACUAGGGGGCGCUCUAACAGAACUGGUGGGUUUAUUUCAGGAGGUCAGGGAUUCUCAGGCAUCUUCUCCGACAGGACGUCAGCAACACGAUGUUUGGAAACGCCAAAAAACAAACAAACAAACAAACCCAGAGCUGUUUUCAUUUUUGCUGUAUUCUCACAUCUGCAGUCAAAGCCAUCACUCCAGAUGAAUGUGGCACGAAAGUCAAAGAGAAGAACGCCUGUCUUUUUUAAUUAAGUUUUUGUCUAACAUUUACUUUGUGUAAUGGAGGAAACACUUGAAAGCUGAUGAGCAAAUUUUCUGAUGCGUUCAGAAUUAGUGAUUAGUUUGUACUAUUCAAACUUUAAAUCCUCAACAUAUUUACUGAGAUGAGGAAGAAUUUGUGGUUUCGGGUUUUUUUCUCCUGUCUUUCAUCUUUCUGUCUGUCGGGUUUGGGACGACUGUGUGGCCACAGUUGUGCAGCUGUGAGCUUACAGUCUAAUUUAUUCACACAAGUGAUGAGCAGGCAUGUUUUCCAAUGAAUGCUGUUGAAUAGCUGAGAUCAUGAAUGAUGGAGAGCUGGGAUGAAACUUUGUUUAGAUUGAAAAAUAAAUGAACAAAAACUGCAAAGACGAGGCACAUCAAACUUUUAAUGUCAUCAGAUUCACUCUUCUUUUAUGUCCUCUUCUAUUUCCGUCAUCUUUUGUUGAGUUGUGUUGGAGGCGCCCCCUGCUGGUGAAAAGAAGUGGUUGGUCCAGCAAACUUAUGCCUUUUCUCUCCUCAUUUUUUCCUCCUUGUAAAUUGUACAGACUGCAAAAUUACAAAACUUGACAUAUUUGAAAAUAAUAAGAGAAAAAAAAAUGAGCUGAUCCUUUUAAACUUGUAAAAACUUUGCAGUAUGAUAGUAGAGCUGAACAGAAAAAUAACCUGAUAUGAAAAAAAAAACAAAUGCUGACGAAUGUGAUAUAUAUAUAUUUUAGUGAUUUUUUUUCGGGGGGAGUGGGUUGGAUUAUGAACAGCUGUAUAAAUCUGUAUGUUUAAUUUUCAAUCUCAGGUUCCGAUGGACCAAAUAAAAAAAUUUUUGUAAUUAAAA
This is a messenger RNA of Poeciliopsis prolifica (blackstripe livebearer), 8275 nucleotides long. It is a transcript of the gene capn15, whose product is annotated as calpain 15. The record is from RefSeq and is a predicted model, not a curated record. The coding region runs from base 1720 to 5328 and encodes 1202 amino acids. The transcript has 12 exons. Gene Ontology annotation, molecular function: calcium-dependent cysteine-type endopeptidase activity. Gene Ontology annotation, biological process: proteolysis. Gene Ontology annotation, cellular component: cytoplasm. Lineage: Eukaryota; Metazoa; Chordata; Actinopteri; Cyprinodontiformes; Poeciliidae.